AUGAUCGGUGCUCUCAAGGCUGCUGCCGUCCUCGCCCUCGCCGGCUCGUCGCUCGCUGCUCCCGCUGCCGUCGCUCGUUCUUCCAUCCCUUCAGCCGGCAAUGAACUCGCUAGCCGCCAGGUCGUCAUCUCCCCCAAGGUCAUGAUCAUCUCCAUGUUCUCCCCCGAGCGCGAGGUCUGGCUCCAACCGAUGGAGCUCGAGGUCGACUAUCCUUUCAUGGGCGCCUCGCCGCUUUUCCCCAACGUCUCGUGCCGUCGCGACCGGACCGUCUGCAUCGUCACGACUGGCGAGGCUGAGAUCAACGCUGCCUCGACGAUCAUGGCCCUCACGCUCUCGACGCAGUUCGACCUUACCUCGACUUACUUCCUCAUCGCCGGUAUCGCCGGCAUCAACCCCUACAUGGGCACCCUCGGAUCAGCUGGCUUCGCUCGCUUCUCCGUGCAGUCUGGACUUGCCUACGAGCUCGACGCUCGUCAAAUGCCCGCUAAUUGGAGUACGGGGUAUUGGGCAUUGGGCACGAAAGCGCCGGGCCAGCUCCCCAACCCCUCCGACCUCUACGGCACCGAGGUCUUUGAGCUCAACACGAACCUCCUCUCGCGCGUGCUCAACAUCACCUCGGGCGUCAAGCUCAACGACUCGACCACCGCCCAGGAGUACCGCAAGCGCUUCAACUAUGCGCCUGCUAACGAGCCUCCCAAGGUCUUCCAGGGUGAUGCCCUCUGCUCGGACGCCUACUUUGCUGGCACGCUCCUUUCCGAGACCUGGGGCAACUACACCAAGCUCAUGACCAAGGGCGAGGGCAACUACUCGACGACGGCGCAGGAAGACAACGCCACGCUCGAAGUGAUGGUCCGCGCGCACAAGGCCGGCCUCGUCGACUACUCGCGCAUCGUCCUCCUCCGCACCGCGUCCGACUUUGACCGUGCGCCCAACGCGACGGCGGACGCGUACACUGCGUUCGAGGCCGAGCAGGGUGGAUUUGAGCCCGCGAUUCAGAACCUCGUCAUUGCUGGCAAGCCCUUUGUCGACGACGUCGUCAAGAACUGGGACUCGGUCUACGCAGCCGGUAUCGCCCCUCCCGUCGCUGGCAACGGCAGCUUCUACGGCGACGUCUUCGGCACGAUCCGCGAAGGUGCUGCGCAGGCUCGUCGCGCGCGCCGCAGCAUCGCCGCCAAGGUCCCUUCCUACUCGGCCUAA
Molecule: messenger RNA, 1197 nt
Organism: Rhodotorula toruloides NP11
Lineage: Eukaryota; Fungi; Basidiomycota; Microbotryomycetes; Sporidiobolales; Sporidiobolaceae
Product: purine nucleoside permease
Exons: 9
Coding region: 1-1197 (398 amino acids)
Biological process (GO): transmembrane transport
Cellular component (GO): endoplasmic reticulum
Source: RefSeq, a predicted model, not a curated record